AUGCCAGCCCAGCAGAAGAAAAUCAUCUUUUGCAUAGCCGGGGUGCUGAGCUUUGCCUGCGCGCUGGGGACCGCGGCAGCCGUCGGCACGCAGCUGUGGGUUAAGGGGACGAUACUCUGCAAGACGGGAGCCCUGCUCGUCAACGCCACCGGCCAGGAGCUGGAGAAAUUUAUCGGCAAAAUCCAGUACGGGCUGUUCUACGGCGAGCGUGUGAGACAGUGCGGGCUCGGGGGGAGACCUUUCCGGUUUUCAU
Molecule: messenger RNA, 253 nt
Organism: Phaethon lepturus (White-tailed tropicbird)
Lineage: Eukaryota; Metazoa; Chordata; Aves; Phaethontiformes; Phaethontidae
Product: clarin-1-like
Exons: 1
Biological process (GO): sensory perception of sound; equilibrioception
Source: RefSeq, a predicted model, not a curated record